AUGGCGGGUACAAGGCAAGUAUCUUCUUCAACUUCUGAACCAGAAGUUAACCCAGUAACAGAUGCGGUUACCCGAGUGGCAGAAGCUCUUAGAGAACAAACUGUAACUAAUCAGCAAAUUAUCCAGGAACUGAGGGAGGAUCGUGCAACCAGAAAUCACAACCAUAAUUCUGAAAGUGAAAAUGGACCUAGAAUUGCAAAUACUCAAGGAGGACUUAAUUCUGAUUAUAAAGGACUCACUGAAUUCCGUAAGCAUAAACCUUCUACUUUUCGUGGAGAUUAUAACCCUGAGGUAGCCAUGGAAUGGGUGAAAGAACUUGAGAAAAUAUUCUUAGUAAUGGACUGUCCUAAUACUCAUCGUGUAAACUUUGCCACAUACUUGUUGAUUGGAGAAGCAGAACAUUGGUGGACAAAUACCAAAAGAUAUUACCAAAGCCAAGAAACAGAGAUUACAUGGACAAUCUUUAAAGAUGCCUUUUUAGAAAAAUACUUUCCUCAGAGUGUAAGAAACAAAAAAGAAAUAGAAUUCCUUGAAUUGAAACAAGGAAACAUGACUGUUGGAGAAUAUGUGGCAAAAUUUGAAGAAUUAUCCAGAUAUUCUAAUUAUGUACAAAAUCAGCCUAAUGAAGAAUGGUUAACGACUAAAUUUGAAUCUGGACUAAAACCUGAAUUAAAAAGUAUGAUAAUAGGACUCCAAAUCCGGAAUUUUUCAUCAUUAAUAAAUAGGUGCAGAGACAUUGAAGCAAGCAUGAAGGAAGCUGAGGAGGGAAGAGAGAAAGACAGAGUUUCAAGUCGGAGAAAGAACGAUGACAACAACAAAGGGAGGUUUUCACAGGCACAAAACUCAGGGAAUAACUUUGCUAACAACAGAGGAAGGAAGAAUAUAGGACAGAUGAAUUCUCAGAUUCAGGUAUGUCCAAAGUGCAAAAAGAAUCAUGCUGGAGAAUGCCUAGCAGGAAGAGGCGUAUGCUUUAAGUGUGGAAAGCCUGGACAUAUGUUGAGGCAGUGUCCUCAGAAUCAAGGUCAGAAUUCACCAAUUCAACCUGCAACAAGAGGAAGAGUUUUCACUCUUAGUGGUCAGGAAGCGGCUCAAACUUCAAAUUUGGUUCAAGGUACUGGUCUAAUACAAGAUUCUCUUAUAACUGUACUGUUUGAUUCUGGAGCUACUCAUUCUUUCAUAUCCUUAUCUUCUACUCAAAAGUUAAAAUUACCAAUAUCCAUUCUAUCUUCUUAUCUUGAAAUUUUUCUUCCUACUGGAGAGAAAAUUUCCACAUUUCAAGUCUGUAAAAAUUGUCCUCUUCAAGUCGAAGGAAAAGAGUUUAGAAUAGAUUUAGUUUGUUUACCUAUGAUUGACAUUGAUGUAAUCCUUGGUAUGAAUUGGUUGUCUGCAAACUGUGUGGUCAUUGAUUGUCAUAAAAGAAAGAUAAUUUUCUCAAAAGAGUCAGAACUCCCAAAUGAAUCUUUAUUCUUAUCAACUUCUCAACUUAGGAAGAAUUUGUUAAAUGGAGCACAAGGAUAUGUUCUCUUUAAUCUUUCAGAAGCAAAGGCUAAACCUGAUGCAACCAGUAUCCCUAUUGUCUCUGAAUAUUCAGAGGUUUUUCUGGAUGAAAUUCCAGGUUUACCCCCAAACAGAGAAAUUGAAUUCUCUAUUGACCUAAUACCUGGGGUUGGGCCAAUUUCUAUUGCACCCUAUAGGAUGUCACCUUUAGAGCUUAUUGAACUAAAGAAACAAUUAGAGGAACUUCUAUCAAAACAGUUCAUCAGACCAAGUGUGUCACCUUGGGGAGCACUAGUGCUAUUUGUCAAGAAAAAAGAUGGAAGUAUGAGGUUGUGCGUGGAUUAUAGGCAACUAAACAAAGUCACCAUUAAGAAUAAAUAUCCUUUGCCUCGAAUAGAUGACCUUUUAGAUCAACUAAGAGGAGCCGCAAUAUUUUCUAAAAUAGAUUUGAGGUCAGGAUAUCACCAGAUUAGAAUUAAGACUGAAGAUAUUCCAAAAACAGCCUUUAGAAAUUGGUAUGGAUGA
This is a messenger RNA of Gastrolobium bilobum, 2022 nucleotides long. RefSeq lists its product as uncharacterized. The transcript has a single exon. Gene Ontology annotation, biological process: proteolysis. Bases 1 to 2022 code for a protein of 673 amino acids. The record is from RefSeq and is a predicted model, not a curated record. Gene Ontology annotation, molecular function: aspartic-type endopeptidase activity; nucleic acid binding; zinc ion binding. Lineage: Eukaryota; Viridiplantae; Streptophyta; Magnoliopsida; Fabales; Fabaceae.